UGCGGUCUCCUCGUUCUUCAACGCCCAGUCGUCAUCACUCGGAUACUUUCUCUCUCCUCCCACCCCUUACUUCUCUCUCCUUCCCUGAAAAAUCGCUCUUAUCCCAUCGCCAUUGCUAAACCUUUGAACUUGAACCCCUAACUUUAGGGCUUUAGCUUCAAUUUUGGGGGAAAAUUGUAAAACAAUAAAAAAUCAUCAUCAUCUUCUUCUUAAAAAAAAAAAAAUCAUGUUCUAGUAAAGCAUUAGAAAUUUGUUCAAUCGGAAGCCAUGGUUGACGCCAGAGAGAAGAAGUUGAAGAAAGUUGCUGUCACUGAAGAAGACGUCUGCACUCUCUUACAAAGGUAUACGGCGACAACAGUGUUAGCGCUACUGAGAGAAGUGGCGCAGUUUCCGGUGGUGAAGAUUGAUUGGCAGGCGUUGGUUGAGAAUUCGAAAACUGGGAUUAAGACUGCUAGGGAGUGUCAAAUGUUAUGGCGUCAUCUGGCGUAUCGUAAGCCCUUGAUUGAGAGUGUUGAUCCUGAAGAUCAACCUAUGGAUGAUGAUAGUGACUUGGAAUAUGAGUUGGAAGCAUGUCCCCCAGUCAGUGAUGAAGCUGCAAUUGAGGCUUCAAACUGUGUAAAGGUGCUUGCGUCUGGAUUGGCGAACGAGUCAGGUGUCCCCAACAGCUCAACUGCGGAGGGUAGGACACUUAAUGUUCCUUCGUCAAAUGUUCCUUCAGAAAAUCUGCAAGCUGCGGGGACAUUUGGUGAAGGAUUGGAUGCAAAUGGAUUACCAAUCAAUCGGAAGCGAAGAAAACCAUGGUCAGAGGAGGAAGAUCAAGAACUGAUAACUGCAGUUCAAAAAUUUGGCGAGGGGAGUUGGGCGGCUAUUUUAAAAGCAGAAUUCAAGGGGAAUAGAAGUGCAAAUCAGUUAGCUCAGAGGUGGAGUGUUAUUAGGAAGAGACAGGGGAGCUUGAAUAUUGGAGGGACCAAAAUAGCUAUCCCACAACUUACGGAGGCUCAGCUGGCUACUCGUCAUGCACUUGACAUGGCUUUCAAGGACAUAUCAACUGGUUGCGGCACUGUUGGUAACGAAACUACCGGUACUAAGACACCCAAAACAAUUGCGCCGAAAUCAGAAUUGCCAGUUUCUGGAGCUACUGUCCCACCUUCAAAACAACAUCCCUCGCCACUCACCUCCACAUCAGCACUGAAAUCGGCACCACUGGCUUCCACGCCCAAGUCUCGUCCUCAGAAAAAGGCAGCACAACCCAAUAUCAGUGCAGAUUCCAUUCAUGCUGCUGCAGUAGCUGCUGGGGCCCGAAUUGCCAGUCCCUCAGAUGCUGCAUCUCUAUUCAUGGCUGUACAGUCUAAAAAUGCAGUUCAUAUUAGAGGAGGUAGUUCUUUAAUCAAGACUUCUGCUGCAAAAAGUUCAAGUCCUCUACCUCCUAAUGUACAUUUCAUACGAACUGGGUUAGCUUCAACAUCUACUUCUACUGCAACUGCAUCCUUAAGUGCAGGUCAACAAGCCAAGGGUAGUUCUGUAUUAAGCCCCCCCGUUCCUCCAGCUGCAGUGGUGUCUCAGCCUCCCGUUCCUCCAGCUGCAGUGUCUCCCGUUCCUCCAGCUGCAGUGGUGUCUCAGCCUCCCGUUCCUCCAGCUGCAGUGUCUCAGCCUCCCGUUCCGGCAAAAACCACGUCUGCUGCAGGAAUGGAGCGAAUUAAUGCUGCCCAACAGAUGGAAAAUAGAACUUCAACUGUUGUUAAAGUUCAAAGUUCAGACACUAAACCAGCAACUAGACUACAAGAAGAUAAAAAUCCUUCUCUUCCUCAAUGUUUGCCAAAAACACAACUUGAUAAGUGUCAGGCAACAACUUCUGAUGCAGAUGUUGUGAGUGUUGGUAAACAAAUUGCUGAUGUUGGCAGUUCUCAAUGUGAAACUAUUAAGACUGUUGCCAGGAAUGAACAGAAAGAUGAUGGUUGCAAACAGGUUUCAGAUAAUGCAGUUGUUAAAAUUGUUAAUGAGAAUCUCUCUGUUGUUGUUCAGACUCUUCAGAGUACAACAGUUCCAACAACCGGGGUUGAUGGGGUUGCUGAAAAUGUGAAUGGUACACAUGAAGAUCCAACAACAGAGGUUGACGGGGUUGCUGAAAAGAUGAAUGAUUCGAGAAAUAUCAAAAUAUCUAACCAAACUAGGUUAUAGUACUGCUGUCAGGUCAAAUUAUGUAAAUGUCUUUUAUCUUUCUCUGUUUUUUUUUUCUGUCUUUGUGUUUAUUGAUCGUGAUCGAUAUUCUGUUAGGGUUCCAUGUGAAAUAUGACAUUGGAAGUCAAUUUGUGCAUGAUCUGUUUUUCCUUUGUUCUAAUCCCUCUCAUUGUAAAGAAAUCAAACACCCCCACUUCCUUUUUUUGUUAUGCAAGAAACUGCGUUUUGUAACUUAUUCAAGACUUGUUUUGGGAAAAAAAAACAUAAUUGAUAUAGCUAUUCUACCUUUA
This is a messenger RNA of Spinacia oleracea (spinach), 2468 nucleotides long. RefSeq lists its product as uncharacterized. Lineage: Eukaryota; Viridiplantae; Streptophyta; Magnoliopsida; Caryophyllales; Amaranthaceae. The record is from RefSeq and is a predicted model, not a curated record. Bases 268 to 2178 code for a protein of 636 amino acids. The transcript is spliced from 6 exons.